AUGGCAAUUACCGCAAUUCUACAGGACGUUCCUAUGAAGCAGAGUGGAACUGUAUUCUUCUUGAGAGAUAUAAAAGCUUCUUCCCAGCCCGUGAGGCGACUUAAUGCAUACCGCGCCAUCUAUACACAGGGCAGACAAUGGCUAGAUGCCAACCUGUCAGGUGUGGGAUAUGCCCAUGAACGAAUUGAGUCAUCAACUCUCGUUCCCCUUUCUCCCGAGGAUCAAUAUGACGACUGCAUGAUUGCCGUACUCCGCUCUGAGACGGAAUGCUAUGGAGGUCAUCGAGGCAUUCAUCUGGAAAACAUUAUUUCGAUAUCUGCCUGGGCUUACUCCCGGGACGAAUAUUGGAAUGAGUACCAGAAAGGAAUAGAAGUGGAGUACGAGGGUCCAUUUUCUGGCUCUACUAUCUACAGACUGGGAGAAUGCGGUCCCGGCUCAAAAAUUCAGAAAAAUAAGAUGCACCGCAUCGAUGGCCUAGGCGGAGAGCAUAUCACGAAAGUUGAUAGGUGGGCAACAGAAUUUAAGAAGGGUUACAUUGUCUUUACCAAUUGGGGCAAUGAAAUGAAAUUUACAGAAAACGGUGAACCUGAACCUGAACCUGGACAUGAAAUGCGCGAGGCGCAUUUUGAAUUAGGAUCCAGAGGUAUGGGACGCCUCGGAUUCAUCACAAAGAAAAUAGGUGUAUCUGAAAGCGCAGCACGUAUUUCACAGAACCUCUCCACUCAUGUGAUUCGCAAAAGGAAAUAUCUUCAAGGAGCGAAGGGCUCUCCAAAUGAAAAAAGCCCUCAGAGUGAUUUUCCAAAUAAUGAUUGUUUUUGGCUUACGGUUAGCAACAACUUUGAUCAACAAAAGUCGUAG
Paracoccidioides lutzii Pb01 is the source of this 858-nucleotide messenger RNA. RefSeq lists its product as hypothetical. The transcript is spliced from 6 exons. Bases 1 to 858 code for a protein of 285 amino acids. The record is from RefSeq and is a predicted model, not a curated record.